Molecule: messenger RNA, 1660 nt
Organism: Oxyura jamaicensis (ruddy duck)
Lineage: Eukaryota; Metazoa; Chordata; Aves; Anseriformes; Anatidae
Gene: AGA
Product: aspartylglucosaminidase
Exons: 9
Coding region: 16-1221 (401 amino acids)
Biological process (GO): protein deglycosylation
Cellular component (GO): lysosome
Molecular function (GO): N4-(beta-N-acetylglucosaminyl)-L-asparaginase activity
Source: RefSeq, a predicted model, not a curated record
UACGGGGCCGGUAGCAUGCCCGAGCGUUUCAGGGAACUUCCACCAGCCGGCAGCCGCCCCUCCCCGCCGCGGCCGGGCGCUGGGCGCAUGCACCGCCUCAGCUCCCUCCUCCGUGGCGCCCCUACGGCGCCCAUGGGGCGGAGCGCGGCCAUGGCGGCGGCACCAGGAGGCGGCGGGGGCGGGCGGCGGGCGGUGGUGGCGGCGCUCCUGCUCGUCGUGCUGCAGCUGGCGAGCCUGUGUGGGGCGGGUACCACCGCCGCCCUGCCCGUAGUCAUCAACACCUGGGCGUUUAGGAAGGCCACAGAGAGAGCGUGGCAAGUAUUGCAGUUGGGUGGUUCUGAGCUGGAUGCAGUUGAGAAAGGCUGUGGUCAGUGUGAGAUUGACCAGUGUGAUGGGAGUGUGGGAUAUGGAGGAAGUCCAGAUGAAAGUGGAGAAACAACACUGGAUGCGAUGAUUAUGGAUGGGAACACUAUGGAAGUUGGGGCAGUUGCAGAUCUCAGACGAGUCAAAAAUGCAAUUGGUGUAGCACGAAAGGUCAUUGAGCACACUAAGCAUACAUUAUUAGUGGGAGAGUCAGCUUCCCUGUUUGCUGUACGCAUGGGGUUUCCAUAUGAAGAUUUAACUACCCCAAAAUCUCUUUCGAUGUAUUCAAAGUGGCUUAAUCAAAGCUGUCAGCCAAACUACUGGAAGAAUGUGGUACCAGAUUCUUCAAAAUCAUGUGGACCAUAUAAAAGACUUGAAAAGGUUACUUGCGAAAAAUGGACCGUCUCACAAAGAAGUGUUCAUAAUCAUGAUACUAUUGGUAUGGUUGUAAUUGGUGAGAAUGGAACCGUUGCUUCUGGGACAUCUACUAAUGGUGGAGUCCACAAAAUUCCAGGCCGUGUAGGAGACUCUCCAAUAGCAGGAGCAGGAUCCUAUGCUGAUAGUACAGCUGGAGGAGCUGCAGCCACUGGGGAUGGUGACAUCAUGAUGCGCUUCUUACCCAGCUAUCAAGCUGUAGAGUAUAUGAGGAUGGGAAUGGACCCAACCGUAGCCUGUCAGAAAGUUAUUUCCAGAAUCCAGAAGUAUGCUCCAGAGUUCUUUGGUGCUGUUAUAUGUGCCAAUACAACUGGAAGUUAUGGUGCUGCAUGUAGUAAAAUUCCAGGAUUCACUCGGUUUCACUUCAUGGUUUAUAGCCCUUUGCUAAGUCAGGCAGCUGAGCAAGUAGUAGAUUGCAUUUAAUUUCUUUUGGCUUAUUGACAUCUAAACUUAAAGGGUUAAACUUAAAGUGCUAAGGUUCUGCAGGUGUUACUUUUAAAAUUUUUGUUUUUUUCACUGUUCCAUAAUAAUGUGAACAAGUACAAAGAUAUGUUGAUGUUGAAGAUAUUAUUUCACUGUUUUUAUUGUGUUCUGCUUUAUUAUAGCUCUGUGUAGUGCUGCUAAACUCAAUCUGUAGCUUUCUAUCCUAAUUACUUGGUAAAUUGAUUCUAAAUUAUUGUGAACAGGUACUUUAGGACAAGAUUUUUGAAAAUGGACCUUGUAGUGCAUCAGGAAAGUGGAUAUAGUUGCAAAAUUAGUUAGUGCUGAUACUUUCACAGUUAACAUAAGGGAUUUCUCUCUGUUUAAAAAUGGUCAUCUAAGUGAAAUGGAUGAAAAUUGGCCUCUGUAGUGAGGCAUAUCA